CCCUCAUUUUGCAACAUAUCACAGGAAGUGCUGUUUCCUAUUUUCAGAUAUAUGUUCGUUCACGAAGGAGAAGAACCCACAGUUAGACCAGCUUGAUGAAACAGACUGUGCACUGAUUUCAUUCCAGAGCUAUCUGAAACCAGCACACUUCCACUGCCUACACCUGCCCCAGACUCUCUAAAGGACACAGUGCUUGCCAUUUUAACCCAGUCCAACACUGCCAACUUUCCACUCUGCAACACCCACAACAGCAGGUCCACCAGGCAGACCAAUACACCAUGGCAAAUGAAACCACAGACUUCACCGACUGGGCAGUGACAACAGAAUUUGACUAUGGCGAUUCGACACCAUGCAUGGGAAUUGAGGAAAAGCACUUUGCAGCAAAAUUUUUGCCACCUCUUUAUUCUUUAGUGGUGAUAUUUGGCCUGACAGGCAACAUGCUUGUUGUCCUUAUCCUGGUAAAAUACAAGAGGCUGAAGAGUAUGACUGACAUCUACCUGCUCAGCUUGGCAAUUUCUGAUCUGCUGUUUGUGUUUUCUCUCCCUUUUUGGGCUUAUUACGCAGUUCAUGACUGGAUUUUUGGGGAGGCACUGUGUCGAAUUCUGUCAGGUGUCUACCUUCUUGGCUUCUACAGUGGCAUCUUUUUCAUAAUCCUCUUGACCUUGGACAGGUACCUGGCCAUAGUGCACGCGGUGUUUGCUUUGAAAGCCAGGACAGUCACCUAUGGCAUCCUCGCCAGUGUCGUCACUUGGGCUGUUGCUGUUCUUAUUUCUGUUCCUGGGGUAGUAUUUCACAAAACUCAGAAGGAAAGUUCAGGCUACACUUGCAGUGCUCAUUAUCCAAGUGAUUCCACAAUAAAUUGGAAGUACUCCUUUAUUUUAAAGAUGAAUGUCCUGGGACUUAUUGUUCCAAUGCUCAUUAUGAUUUUCAGUUACACACAAAUUCUAAAAACAUUAUUGAGAUCUAAGAAUGAGAAAAAACAGAAGGCAGUCAGACUUAUUUUUGUGAUCAUGAUUUUUUACUUCAUCUUCUGGACACCAUUCCAUAUUUCUUCUUUUUUGCAUACAUUUCAAAAUUCACUUUUCAUCCCAAAUUGUGAACUCAAAGGUCAACUGGAGAAAGCAAUUCAAGUGACGGAAACAAUCUCAAUGAUCCACUGUUGCAUCAAUCCUGUGAUCUAUGUAUUUGUUGGAGAAAAAUUUAGGGCAUAUCUUCGUACCUUUUUCCGAAAGCAUGUUGCACCUCACCUUUGCAAAAAAUGUCCAAGUCUUUACCGUGAAAAAUUGGAAAGAGUCAGUUCCACAUUCACACAAUCCACUGCAGAGCACGAUGUCUCUACUGGACUGUAAAAAUACAUCAGAAUAUUAGUUGGUAAAUUUUGCAUCACUUGCUUUGCCUUAAGACGUGCCUGACAUUAUCUGAAAUCUUAAUGUCGACCACUACUGAAAACUGGAUGACCUCCUUAUUCUUGUGGUUAACUGCUGCCUGGGAUUAUAGAAUUUUCCAUUGCUAAACUAAGAGAAUCAAUGAGUUCUCCAGGAAGCAUUAACUGCAUAGCUGUGUCACAUCAAGAUUUAAAUAGGACCCAGACAAUUAUGAUUGUGCUUUUUAAUAAAAAUCUAUCCACUGAGAUUUACGGGGGGGAGGAAUACAACACUGAAAAGUCUAAGGAGUAAGAGGUCAUCUCACAAGAUCUUACUGUGACCACUUAACCCAAGGAUUUACCUGUUUAGCUAAUAGUGCAGUCAUUUUUAAACAUAAUCCUUUAACAGUUAUAACUAAGUUAUUUUGAUUUUUGUUUUUUAAUUUUAUGUCUGACAUAUCACCAUUCAGGUGCUGACAUUUUCCAAAGUGUGCUUUUAAUCAGCAACAUUGUGAUUUUUGUGGGUGCAAUUUUUCGAGUAACUGCACACACCAAGUUUACUGACUGCACAAUAAGACAAUGAUGCACUCCUAAAAAGCAUGAACUUGUUUCUGACAAGUCAUAUCCCUUCAAGAAAAAAACCCCACUAAACCAAUAAAAGCACUUCAGCAAAGACCUGCAGGACCCGAAUGAAAAUUACCUUGGUAUUUGCUAUGCAAGAUUCUGUAUGAGAAAAAUAUCAGGACCCUCUGAAGGAUUUCGGGAGACUGUGACCACAGUACUGAGACCAGGCCUCCCUAGCUGUGGACAGGUAAAUCAAGUGCAGAAGAAGAGUUUACAUGGCAACACAUGACACAGGUGUGUCAGUUUAGGCUCCUGCAUGGGAAAAAUACACUCUUCACACACACAGCAAGUCCGACUUUUGGGAUACACUUCUAGGAAGACAGUGGUCUUGGACCUGCAAAAGCAGCCAAUUCCAGACAAGGCAUACCUUCUUGCCUUCUCAGGAGAAGACUGCCUCUAGCCAACUGGUGCCUCAAUGAGAACUGUGUGCUGAUUGAAGACAAAAGACCAUUGGCCUACUGGUGUACUAUGGCCAUACAUUCAGUCCACUAUUAAGAGUUUCCCUGUAAAAGAAAGAGGAAUUCUAGGGACAUGGGGUUAGCAAAAAAGAGGGAGGAGGAACACAGCAGACAAUUUCUUACUUCAAACUGUAAGGAGGUGCAGGUGAGCACUCCUUAUGCGAGGGAGCUGUCCUUCUGGUUUUUUCUCCAUUUCCGUGGAAGGGCACUGCUCAUGCACACAAGGACUGGCUCAUGGAUAUCUGGAGAGGCAAGUUCAACUAACCUCCAGCAAUGUAAGGACACCAGAGGGAAUUCCACGCUACUUAACACCAGGCACGUGAUGCAGAUGCCUCCGUUAACAGCAAAUCUCUUCAAGGUCCCACACUGGUCAGUAGGGAAUAAGUGCCUGAGCCAGAGGCAAACAUGGGAUUUAAAUAGUCUCAGGGAAGAUUAAGUGUCUUUAACUGUGGAAGGAAACUGAAAAUGCCAGGCUCUUAAUUAGUCAUCAGAUCCCUUAAUCUAGAUGGUGCAAAUACUCUUCCUCCUCUUGCCUUAAAAUGUGCGGGCAAUGCUUCUAUUAAUUGUUAGUUCUUCUCCUAUCAGCUAUUAUUACCUGGUCGCUACCUUCUGAAGUUAACAGCCACAGAUAGACUAAACAAAAGACCAAAAACUAUACUCACAGUAAACUUUCUUGCUUGGAAAUAAUAGUUUUCAUUUCUUUUCUACUUCUUUUUCUGAAACAAGGUGAAAGCACCUUUAUAAUUUUAGAGCAUUAAUUAGUUCAGUGCAAUACAAAUCCUCCUGUAAUGGUGAUAUUUCUACUGCUGUGUUUUAUUGUAAAUCCUUAUCUUGCUGGAAUUAAAUUUCUUCCUGUUUUCAUGUUAAUGCAGUGAAAUUAAUAAAGUCAGUGUCUGGAAAUCUGUGUA
This is a messenger RNA of Corvus hawaiiensis (hawaiian crow), 3353 nucleotides long. Its product is annotated as C-C chemokine receptor type 1-like. NCBI's taxonomy places the organism in Eukaryota, Metazoa, Chordata, Aves, Passeriformes, Corvidae. The record is from RefSeq and is a predicted model, not a curated record. The coding region runs from base 279 to 1349 and encodes 356 amino acids. The transcript is spliced from 3 exons. Gene Ontology annotation, molecular function: C-C chemokine receptor activity. Gene Ontology annotation, biological process: positive regulation of monocyte chemotaxis; chemotaxis; inflammatory response. Gene Ontology annotation, cellular component: membrane; cytoplasm.